This is a messenger RNA of Colletotrichum paranaense, 498 nucleotides long. RefSeq lists its product as uncharacterized. The record is from RefSeq and is a predicted model, not a curated record. The transcript has 2 exons. Bases 1 to 498 code for a protein of 165 amino acids. Lineage: Eukaryota; Fungi; Ascomycota; Sordariomycetes; Glomerellales; Glomerellaceae.
AUGCAUUCCUGUUUUGUUUUCACCCAAGAAAUCGGGGUUGACGGACUGAACCGCAAAGAGCAAUGGACGGAGAUUUUGACGACAACCUGUCGAAACUUAUCAAAAGGACGGAACGUCGACGGCCACUACUCUACUCCAUCAGUAUUGUGGGUGGCUGCAUACGUCAACUGCAAUGUGACUUUGAAUAGCGGCCCGGCAUAUCGACCCAAGGUCGGUGAGGCGGCACUCCUGGGUUGUGAGUAUAGCAGCCAUUUACCUGCGCCAGGAUUCGAGAAUGGGGAUCUGCAUAUGAAGCUAGAAAACAAACAUGAGCAUGAUCUGACAUACCCGGCGGCAGCAACGCAAAUGGGUCGCGUCGAGAUGAGGUCCUGGGGUGUUUGGCCGGUACUGAGCUGCUGUCGAAUCUUGGACCACCAGCUCGAAGACAGGACUGGGUCUGCAGGAGAUUUUGAUGCUCGUAAUACUGGAGUCAAUGUCGCUUUCAUGUGGUUUUCAUGA